CGAGCGGCGCGGUGCUUGCUUUGAGAUAGAGCUGAUCAGGGUCCCUUCCCUCGCAUACGCAGAGUAUAUCUGCCCACACUGCGGUUCCUUCGAAUCACGGCGUCCCUCCUCCACGCCCAUCUCGGGCUCUCCCUUCCGGCCACAAAGAGCCAUCGCAACACCUCAGAUGACACAGAGCAAGGGAGGCAGCAGCUCCCUAGCCGCGCCGCAGAGGAGGACGAAUGAUCUUGGAGACGUCAGCACAGACUCGCCGCCGCCUGCCUCUCCUCUUGCAGGAGGGGGCCACUCAGACGAGGAAGCGGAGGCAGAGCGAGAAGUGGUGGAGGGCAAGGCUGGAGAGGAGGAUUUGGCGGAGGGUCAACAGAGGUCAAGGGGGUUGAGCAAAAGGGUGACAAGGAGUAGCUCAGGGCAGGGAAUGGAGGUGGAUUGAAUUUGACGAGGGAUGGCAGUGAAGACAUCCCAAAAGCGCGAAGCGUGUCGCGUGCUGCACGGGCCCGCACUCAACGGCCGCGGCUUGACUUUUUCGAUGGAGCGGGAGAGGCCACUCAGUCGAAGCUUGCCUCGCUUUCCGCUUGCCUCGCUCCGCAUCAUCUUGUCUCUUCUCAUCAGCCAUCAGCUUCGCACAAUGAGGGGCAGCACUGCGGGCAGAGUCGCCUGGGUGAUCCGCUGUGAGGCCGUCGCUGGCCCUUCAGCAGCUUCAUCAUCGCGCCUGUCGCAGCCUCUGCCGCGAAGAUGUCCGCCACCUUCGUAUAUGCAGCAUCGAGCCACGUCCUCCUCUUCUUCUUCCUCAUCACGACAAGAAACGGGCAGCGGCAAUGUCCAAGACCCGUCCUCUUCAUCGUCCACAUCAGCACCAUCAAUGCCUCAUCGUCUCUACGAAAACUCUCGCGCUUUCGAAGGACCCCGCCGUGCCUCCAAGUCGCUCCGUCUCUUCGGUCGUCGCACCCUUCGAGCAGCCGAUCCUUCCACCUCGCCCACUACCUCUUCCAGCUCAUCAUCUAGAUCCAGGCUCGGAGACUCGGGGCAGGCAGACGAUGUGCUCCUCUUCUCUCGGCUGAGUCGCCGCGAAUCGCAGCUUAUAGGGCAACGUGAGCCAGAUGAGCAUUUGCGCUUCCUCUACACUGAGCUGCGCAAGGCGGCCGAUGAGGGGCGAGUUGACAAGUGCUUGGAGCUCUGCAGAACAGUCGCUGUUCGGGUGACGGAAAUGAGGAGGGCGAUGACGGCCUUACCCUUUCACUGUAUACUCAAAGCAAUGGUCAAUUCAGCGGACGUCGACACUGCCCGCAGGGUGAUGGAGGAUAUGCAAGAGUGUGGGGUGGAGCCGAGUGUUACUACUUGGAAUCUUUUCUUGGUCAUCGCCGUCAGAGCGACAGACGAUGAGGCUGUUCAGGAGGCAUUGAGAGGGAUCAGGGAGCUCCCCGACGCCGAGGACUCAGCUGCUGUCUCCUCCUCGUCAUCCAGCCGCGGCCCCGCCAUCUCAUACGACGCCAAGACGGGCUCCCUCCUCCUCCCGACACGCAACUACAACGCAACCACUUAUGGCAUCCUAUUCAAUCACUAUCGCAAGUCCAAGGACCUCGAGUCUGCCUUGCUCCUCCUCGCAGCUCUUCGUCGCUCCGCGCCCACCUCGUCCGACGGCAAUUUAGACAGCACAGCCUCCACGCGCGAGGCGAUCUCAUCUCUGCUCCUCCCUUCAACAGCACAAAAGCUCCUCGCCCUCUGCAUCGAGACCCGCGAGCUUGGGCUGGCACUCGACCUCGCCGUCUGGCUGUCGGACGAGGUGGGAGGGGGUGAGAGGCUGGUCCCACCGAGAGAAUGGAUGAGCAUAGCGGCGGAGAGUGCUCAUCGAGCCUUCCUACCAGGACUCAAGGAAGGGCUGAGGAGAGCGAUGAGCUCUCUCCCCUAUGCGCCGGAUGAAGGUUUCGUCACCUCUGCACUCAACAUGGCAGCGAGUAGGGGAGAGGUUGAUCUGUGUCAUGAGAUCCUCGGCCUUUAUCUCGCCGCCCUCCCACCAGGAGCGCUGCAUGGCAGUAGCGCAGAUGGUGGCGCUGGACAAACAGCGGUGCGUGGUCAACUGCGACACCUUCAUCGAGCCCAUAUUGACGCUCUUGUGGACGCCUAUUCCCACGCUGGGCGCUUCGACGAAGCUCUGCGCCUGCUAGCAGCCAUGCGGCAUCACUGGCAGCUAAGCAGCGUGGACGACGUUACGGCUGCGGCGCUCGAGUUUCGAGCGGCAAAGGACAGAGAGAGCUUGGUGGAGGCGAGCGAUGCUUGGAGGAGGGUGUUGCAUUUCGAAGGCCAGAGGCAGGAGAUACCUGCGGAGUACAGGGAGAAGGAGGCUCCUGCUGAACCUGCGGAAGCUCCUCACACGGCCUCAAGAAAGAGCACCUCUUACCCCACGGCGCCGAAUACUAUGGCAGCCACUCUCGCUCGCGACAAUGUCGUGGCCCUCGCUGCGUCGGGUCGCCUACCUCUCUCGCAAGGGGACGAGCACGCUCAACAGCCACACGGCGACACAAUCGGCCUCAACGCCUUGUUGCGUGCAGCAGCCAAGCUCGGUGAGACGGACAUAGCCCUGCGACUCUGGGAGGACGCCAAACGCUACAACGGCGAGCUAGCCAGGCGGACCAGCCAGCCUGGGCAGUCGCGUGAGGAGCAGCAGCAAGCAGCCCCGCACCCGCACUCGAUCCAGCCGACCAUUGACACCUUCAACGCGCUCCUCUGGUCGUGUCAGACGCGCGUGCCCGCUCCUAGCUUGAAGCUGGCCCUCAGCGUAUACGCCGAGCUGCUCCAGUGGACGGACGAGCAGGCUCAGCGCGCUGCGGCGGGCGGAUCAAAGGAGCAGGCGUCGAAGCGUACCCGCUCCCGCGGAACAGCCGCCGCCGCUGCCGGCGGUCCCCAGCGGCUUCGUCCCAACCCCCUCACCUUCGAGCACCUCAUCUCCAUCUGCAUGCACCCCUCUUCCGCUACGACCGCAACCGCUUUGAGGCGCAACGUGGAUGCUGCCUUUGCGUGGCUGGAGGAAUGCAAGGGGCGCAGACUCAAGCCUACCAAGGCUUCUUAUGAGCGAUUGGUCUGGGGCGUGAGGGAUGAGGAGCAGGAUGUGGUUCGAUCUGUGGAAGGGCAGGAGAAGAAGGAGGGGAGGGGAAAGAGGGUGGCCAGAGAACAGAGAAAGGCGCGAUGGGAGCAGGUGCUGCAUGAGAUGGAGUUUGAGGCUGGGUAUGAGAUUGGGGGAGCUUUGAGGGAGUUUUUGGAGAGGAGGGAGAGAAGGGAUCGAUGGAUCGAGAGGACUCAGAGCUAGCCGGCGGGCGGGUAAGGUGAUGUGAAUAAGCAAUGCAGUAUGAUAAUCGCCGCGAUGUCAG
Jaminaea rosea is the source of this 3362-nucleotide messenger RNA. RefSeq lists its product as hypothetical. Gene Ontology annotation, molecular function: protein binding. The transcript has a single exon. The coding region runs from base 443 to 3301 and encodes 952 amino acids. The record is from RefSeq and is a predicted model, not a curated record. NCBI's taxonomy places the organism in Eukaryota, Fungi, Basidiomycota, Exobasidiomycetes, Microstromatales.